Messenger RNA from Oncorhynchus mykiss (rainbow trout), 6974 nucleotides. The record is from RefSeq and is a predicted model, not a curated record. Lineage: Eukaryota; Metazoa; Chordata; Actinopteri; Salmoniformes; Salmonidae.
GCUUGUACGUUCGUUGAUUGAUUACUCAACUAAAAAGGGGUUACACGAGGAAAAAUAUGGUAUAUUUGUCAUAAAACGCACUGGUUUGAGAGGAACAGACGUCUAUGUAUCUGUUCUGUGUCUCCUAUUUCUAUGCUUUUGGUACGCCCUGUUCAUUUCAACGGGUACUCCCCUCGCAUCAUCCGAUCCGACGCCACUGCCUUGGUUAGCUUCUGCUGCCGUAAUUGUCUCCAGGGCUGCUUAACUCCUAUUUAUUCUGUUUUUGUUUUUUUUUGCUUUGAAGGGACUAUUUCAUUUUCUGGGAUUUUAUUCAAGACCCGGAUAUAAUACGAAGUGUUUUUGUUCGUUUUGGAUCGAGGUGUGUGUGUGUGGAGCUCGCCUGUCUUCUUGGUUGGCUUGGGAAAAGCCACUGCGUAUCAAAUAGCAGGUGUUUAAGAUGCUGCAGUGAGUUCGGAGCUGAAUCUUAACUGAAGCCUCAGCAUGUCUAUACUGCUGAUGGUGGGUGUGGUGAUGUGGGGGGCCCAAGGCGGGGUCCAUGGGGCCAUGUGUCCCGGAGGGGUCCUUGGUAACUGCCCCACCCAGCAGAGCAACACCUCCGGUGGGGGUGAGACCUCCAGGGACUACUGCUACACCGCCCGUAUCCGAUCCACCGUGCUCCAGGGCCUGCCCUUCGGAGGGGUGCCCACCGUCCUCGCACUCGACUUCAUGUGCUUCCUGGUACUCCUGUUUGUGUUCUCCAUCUUGAGGAAGGUAGCGUGGGACUACGGCCGCUUGGCGCUGGUCACUGAUGCAGACAGACGGAGUCAGCGAUACAGCCGUCUGGACGAACAGGAAUAUGUGGCGUCUGCCAUAACGUCAGAGCUUCCCGAUCGCUACGAACGCCUGACCUCUGUCUCCAGCUCAGUGGACUUUGAGCAGAGAGACAACGGCUUCUGCUCCUGGUUAACAGCCAUCUUCCGGAUAAAGGAUGAGGAGAUCAGGGAGAAGUGUGGGGAGGAUGCUGUGCACUACCUCUCCUUCCAGAGGCACAUCAUUGGUCUGCUGGUGGUGGUGGGCGUGCUCUCAGUGGCCAUCGUUCUGCCCGUCAACUUCUCAGGAAAUCUAUUGGAGAAUGAUGCCUACAGUUUUGGACGUACCACUUUAGCCAAUCUGGAUGCCAAUAACAUGCUGCUGUGGCUCCACACCACCUUUGCGUUCCUCUACCUGUUGCUGACCGUGUACAGCAUGAGACGACACACCUCCAAGAUGCACUACAGAGAGGACGAUCUGGUGAAACGCACUUUAUUUGUCAACGGGAUCUCCAAGUAUGCAGAGGAGAAGCACAUCAAGCAACACUUUGAACAGGCCUAUGAAAACUGCUGUGUUCUCGAGGCUCGUAUCUGCUACGAUGUGGCCAAGCUGAUGUCGCUCAACUCAGAAAGGAAGAAGACCGCGCGUAGCAAGAAGUUCUUUACAGACCUGCAGUCCAAGGAGCACAUCCCCACCAUGAUCAACCCCAAACCCUGUGGUCAUCUCUGCUGCUGUAUUAUCAAGGGCUGUGAGCAGGAGGAGGCAGUUAGUUACUACACCAAGCUGGAGUCCAAGCUGAAGGAGGAGUACAGGAAGGAGAAAGAGAAGGUCAACAGUAAACCGCUGGGAAUGGCCUUCGUUACCUUCCAGAACGAAGCCAUGACCGCUAUUAUCCUGAAGGACUACAAUGCGUGUAAGUGUCAGGGCUGUCACUGUCGGAGGGAACCCAGGUCUUCUUCCUUCAGCCAGCACCUUCACACAUAUUCCUGGACGGUCGGCUACGCACCAGACCCACAGAACGUCUACUGGGAGCAUCUGUCAGUAGGAGGGUUCCCCUGGUGGCUGAGAUGCUUCAUCAUCAACUGUAUCCUCUUCCUCCUCCUCUUCUUCCUCACAACCCCUGCCAUCAUCAUCUCCACCAUGGACAAGUUCAACGUCACCAAGCCUGUCGAGUACCUCAACAACCCCAUCGUGACUCAGUUCUUCCCCACCCUGCUGCUGUGGGCCUUCUCCGCCCUGCUACCCACCAUCGUGUACUACUCGGCCUUCUUCGAGGCCCACUGGACACGGUCUGGAGAGAACAGGACCACAAUGCAUAAAUGUUACACCUUCCUCAUCUUCAUGGUCUUACUGCUGCCCUCUCUAGGACUCAGCAGUCUGGACGUUUUCUUCCGAUGGCUGUUUGACAAGCGCUUCCUGGCUGACGCUGCCGUGAGGUUUGAGUGUGUGUUCCUGCCUGACAACGGGGCGUUCUUUGUGAACUAUGUCAUCGCGUCGGCGUUCAUCGGUAAUGCCAUGGAUCUGCUGAGGAUCCCUGGUCUGCUCAUGUAUAUGACCCGGCUGUGUCUGGCUCGCUCUGCUGCCGAGAGACGCAACGUCAAGAGGCACCAGGCGUAUGAGUUCCAGUUCGGGGCGGCCUAUGCCUGGAUGAUGUGCGUCUUCACUGUGGUCAUGACAUACAGCAUCACCUGUCCAAUCAUCGUCCCCUUCGGUCUGAUGUACAUGCUGUUGAAACACCUGGCAGAUCGCUACAACAUGUACUAUGCCUACCUUCCCUCCAAGCUGGACAAGAAGAUCCACUCUGGGGCCGUCAACCAGGUGGUGGCAGCACCCAUCCUCUGUCUCUUCUGGCUCCUGUUCUUCUCCACUCUCCGCACAGGUUUCUCAGCCCCUACCUCUAUGUUUACCUUCAGCGUCCUGAUCAUCACCAUCAUCGUCUGCUUGUCCCAUGUCUGCUUCGGACACUUCAAAUAUCUCAGCGCUCACAACUACAAGAUUGACGUGGAGAAUGUGGAUGGGGUGGAGAACGGUCAUCCAGCACGAACCUCUCCCUCCAAUAAGUCAGCACAGAUGUACAUUGCCUCGGUGCUCCAGGAUCCCAGCUUAGAAGAGCUGGGUUCUGCUGGCAGCGGGGUCAGCGAGGGCUCGCAGGACGAGGAGAUCAUCCAAGUGGGGAACAGCCUCAAUGAGGCCGACUUCCAGAGUGGUGAGGACAGUCUUCUCGCUAACGAGGUGCGGCACUGACGUGAGGGGAUGCCGGAGACCGAGGACGGGGAGAGAGAAGAAGAGACUAAGGUGUAAUGUGACUGACGUGAUGGAUGCGCUGGUCUAGUGAAUGAAGCUACGGAGCUGAAACGGACUGACAGACAGCUCUAUAAGACAUGAAGAGAGACCACUAAACCUUAAACACCUCGAGUCAAGAGAGAGGGACUAUUUCUCUGUCUACACUAACGAACAAAGCAACACAAUUACCUUUCUCAUGCCUUUCACUCCUCUUCAGCUUAGGCCAUGGACCACAGUUCUCCAGCAUAUCUUUCCCCCCCAGAGAGACUACACUAACACCAACAUGCAAAGACGAGAGAGAGAGAGCGGUGGACUACUGUCUACAUUAACUAACAAAGGAAGACUACUUACUAAAGACCUCUAUCAACAACUGCUUCUCUAGGAUUCUCUUGCUAGGAUGCAACUCUGACACUCAGACUCUACUGUUGGACUCUACCCCGGCGCUAAGACUACUGUAGGACUCUAUUUCGGCGCUAGGACUCUACUGUAGGACUCUACACUGGCGCUAGGACUCUACUGUAGGACUCUACUGUAAAACUCGGCGCUAGGACUUUACUGUAGGACUCUAGUCUGGCACUAGGACUCUACUGUAGGACUCUAGUCUGGCGCUAGGACUCUACUGUAGGACUCUAGUCGGGCGCUAGGACUACUGUAGGAUUCUAGUCUGGCGCUAGGACUCUACUGUAGGACUCUAGUCUGGCGCUAGGACUACUGUAGGACUCUAGUUGGGCGCUAGGACUCUACUGUAGGACUCUAGUCUGGCGCUAGGACUACUGUAGGACUCUAGUUGGGCGCUAGGACUCUACUGUAGGACUCUAGUCUGGCGCUAGGACUCUACUGUAGGACUCUACUCCGGCGCUAGGACUCUACUGUAGGACUCUAGUCUGGCGCUAGGACUCUACUGUAGGACUCUAGUCUGGCGCUAGGACUCUACUGUAGGACUCUACCCCGGCGCUAGGACUCUACUGUAGGACUCUACUCCAGCGCUAGGACUACUGUAGGACUCUAGUCUGGCGCUAGGACUCUACUAUAAGACUCUACUCUGGCGCUAGGACUAGCUAGGACUCUACUCUCUCUGAAAUCUUCCUUCAUGACGAAUCUAUCUUUUCUGAAGGCAAAGUCACGCAGGGACACUUAGCAGUAGUUAACUCCCUCUUCCAACUGUUGAUCUAGAGCUGCCUCUGAACUGAGGCUCGGGACUGUGAAGUGGGGGGACUAGCUAUCUGUCUAGAUUUCCUUAAAACUACGACUAUUGCACUUGAAGAGAAGGAUAGGUGUGUGUCUGUGCCCUACACUGGCUUGGCUUAGUGGGGUGAUGUGGCUUUGGCUCGCAUGUGUUUUCCUCCUCACAGAACCUUGAGUCUGGCUUGCUAGAGGUCUAGAAUAGCAACUCGGGCAUGCCUCGGACUUCAGAGGGGUUGGAGGGAUCUUUAUUUCCCCUAAUCGUUUGCCUGUUCUGCCUGCAUCCUUAAUAGUCUCUGCACGAGAGGCUGCUUCACAACAAGCAGCUUUAUAUGAGAAGACGGAGAUGAAAUGUCCGUCAGCGUCACAAUGUUCGCCUGCUCUGGUCUCCCCCUACUCUGUCCCGACCGUCUCCGGGAGUCUCUGGGCGGUUCCAGCCCUGUGUAAAAAGGAAGGUGAUCGCUAUGACGAUGACCACUCUGUAACAAACUGAACUAACACUCCCUCAUUGCUGUUUACUUUUAUGUUUAGCUUUUUUCGAUGUUGUUCAGCAACAAAAACUUGGGAUUUGUAAAAUAGCCUCUUUUUUUAUUUUAUUUUGUAUUUAUUUUCUAGGCAUGGUUAUUUUAAGUUGGUCUGAGAACUUUAAUUACUUAACUACUGUUUCGACGUUAAAAUGACGUAACUGGAUGAAUGGAUCAUGUAACAUGGAUACUGUACCUCGUAAACAACACGGUUUCUCUGUCUCCUGGCCGGUUCUGCCCAGAGAAGUGGGACUGCGGCUCCAGACUGAGCCCUAAUGGAGCCCUAAUGGAGCCCUAACAUAACUGAAGGAGGAAGACAGCGGAGAAACCCCUAGAUGAUGUCCCCAGGAAGCACAUAUGAAGUGGAUAUGACAGCCCACCCUGUACACUGUUUUGUGUCCCACAACUAUGGUUGCAAAAUUCACAAAAUUGUCCCAGAGUUCCUAGGUUUUUCACAUCUUGGUUAGAAGUUUCUUGGAAUAAGGGAUUUCUGGGAAAAAACCGAGGAACUUUGAAAGUUUCCGUAAUUUUGCAACCUCAGCCAGUCCUCCUCUCCCAGCCAGGGCUCUGUGGGACAACGUUCCUCUGUAGAGGGAGAACUCGACCCUUGAACUCUUGGUCUGUGACCUGUACAUGUAGUUCCCCCAGGACUCCCUGGGGUCGCGUUCAGCAGGGGUCGGGGCACAACGUGGUUGAACGUUCAGAUUUAUGUUAUGUCGAACAAAAUAUGCCUCUGAAAUGUAGAAUAAGGAAUCGUGGCAACUCUAUUCAUGACAUUUCUAUCUGCAACGUUCUACAACGUUCCACAACGUUUGCCUACUGAAUGUGACCCCGACCUUUUGACUGGUCCGUGUUCACUAGUUCUAUCUAUCUCAUCGAACUGCUCUCAUAGCAUACAAGUUCCUAUACAAGACGAGUCUCUUUAUUUUGGUGUUUGUCACUGUACUAAAGAUUUAUUUCACUGUUGGUUUGAACAUUUGGUUUUUUUGGUGGGGGGGGGGGGGGAACGAGAUAACGAGCUUUUAAAAGAUAGUCUACCGAGUUCUGCCGACUCUAGAUGAGCUCUGAUUGGUUUAAGGAUGCCUAGCGUCAUCCAAUGACAACACGAAUUGUGACAUCAGCGAGAUACUCUUAUCAUGUAGUGGUCUAUAAUGUCAAAUUAAAAAAAAUUUAAAAGUUAAAAUGAUCAUUGAGCAUUGAUAGAAAUGACAAUGUCCCCCAACUGCCAUCACUCAGCUACAGUGCUGUAUCGUACGCGGUGUUGUUAAUAUGUUGACAUGUAGACAGGCGCUAUGUGGGACGCAGACAAUGAGUCUUAAUGCAGGAAGACGUGAUCAGCGGGUUUUUAGAUGCUGGUGUUUUGUUUAUGUUGUUUCCCUUCAACACACUAUCCCGAUUUAUCAGCGGAAAAACAAAAUGGAUGACACCAACUUCGUUGUUUUUAUAUUUUUCCUUCUCUGUACUCUGACCUUUUUAUCUUUCAAGUAAUUCAGCCGCCAUAACUCACGAUGUCAUGUUGCUCUCUUCAAGUCGUUACAAUAUUCCACUGACCGGCUUAGUUUUCCUUCCAAAGUGUUGCCUUGUGGCAGAACAGAUCUAUCCUGGUUGAACCUCAGGGGUCUAUUAUAACCAAGCCGAAUCAACGACUUAGCCAACUAUUAGAUAUAAUAAUGAUUUGAUUUUUCUGAGGUAAUUUAAGAAAGCUAAACUCAGAGAUGUGCGUUUUGGUUGUUGAGUCAUCGAGAACAUUCCCAUUUCAAGCUCAUCUUUCUAAAAAAAAAAUAUAUAUAUAUAUAUAUAUUUCAGAAUAUUUAAGGCAAAUUAGCUGGCUAACUCAUUGAUCUUGCUUUGUGGUAUACCCUUCUGAGCAUUGUCUGGUUUAGCCUGGCUAUGUGCAUAUCUCCUAUAUAACUGUCAUUUCUGAAACAUUUCACCUGUCCUGUUUAAAGUCUUGGUUCCACAUUGUGGAAACGCAUCAAUAAAUAUGAAACAUAUGUCCUUUUGAAAUGUUUUCGUAGCACUAAUCAGUCAGUCAGUCAGUCAGUCAGUCAGUGGGCUGAACCAUACAUGCUGAGCAGCUUUCCUAUUAUAUGCAUAAACCAAGUAACAAAUCUAGUGUCUAGUACACAUUUAAUGUACUCUGUAUAACUAGUCCAAUGUAGUGUCUGAUUCUGUACAGUAAAAUGAUGCACUCAG